Naegleria fowleri is the source of this 831-nucleotide messenger RNA. RefSeq lists its product as uncharacterized. The record is from RefSeq and is a predicted model, not a curated record. The transcript has a single exon. Bases 1 to 831 code for a protein of 276 amino acids. Lineage: Eukaryota; Heterolobosea; Eutetramitea; Acrasida; Naegleriidae.
AUGAUGCAACCCCAAGAACAGCAGACGAGUUUUGAACUUCAAUCGGUGAAUCAUCUGCAGCUUAGUAGCUGUGAGAAUCAAAACGCAACACAACAUCCAUCGUUCUAUGAAUCGUCGGGUUUCCCGAAGAACCACAGCAACCUUCAACAUCACGAUUUGGAUCCUAAUCAUACCAAUGAGGCUCUUUCAUCCAAGCAAAUUCCAAACAGUAUCUACUAUGAACCAAUGUUUUUAAGAGAGCAGAGAAAUAACUUUCAUUUCAAUUCAUCAACGAGUUCAUCAAUGGUCGACACCACCACAACUCCGCUACAUCCUCGAAUGGAUCAUUCCAAUUUGCAAUUUAGGUUAACGACAACAUCAAAUUAUGGAGCACGGCCUUCAAAUGCUUACGUGAUGGAUGGUUAUGCCACAUCAAGAAUUAAAAGAAGGUUUUCUCUUCCUUCGACUUUGCAGAUUGACAAUCCAAGACUUACAACAGUUGAUGAAAAGCCAAUAUGGUCUCCCUCUGGAGAAAAUGAACUAAAAAAUCAAGCCCUUGAGAGCGAUUUUCAACAAGCAGUUAAAAAGCAGCAAGCACGAAAAGAUGCAGAAAGCAACUUUUUAAUCUCAAUCAUUGUGUGUAUUGUAUUUUAUUUGACAGGCCUUGGAUUUUUAUCGUGCAUGCCUUUUUAUCCCUUAUUGAAAUAUCGAAACAGCGAAGACGCAAGAAUUAACAAAACAGGACGGUUCGCUUUUAUUGGAUUUUUACUAACCCUGUUUUUCAACAUGCUUCUAACCACAAUAUUGGUGACACUUCUAAUAGUUUCGAUUGUGUAUGGCUCUCGUAAAUAA